Molecule: messenger RNA, 2483 nt
Organism: Sebastes umbrosus (honeycomb rockfish)
Lineage: Eukaryota; Metazoa; Chordata; Actinopteri; Perciformes; Sebastidae
Product: solute carrier family 25 member 10
Exons: 11
Coding region: 960-1820 (286 amino acids)
Biological process (GO): oxaloacetate transport; thiosulfate transport; succinate transmembrane transport
Molecular function (GO): thiosulfate transmembrane transporter activity; oxaloacetate transmembrane transporter activity; sulfate transmembrane transporter activity
Source: RefSeq, a predicted model, not a curated record
UGUAAAAAAAAAAAAUCUAAAAUAUUACACACCGUUCCUUUAAAGACCUUUAUAUGUUUGCGUGCAGUGGAGCGCAGUUAUUGACUGGACUAACAGCAGCAACCAGGCACAGGACAGAAACCUGAUUCAGGAUACAAAAUAUCGUUAGGGGUCACCAUCACAAGUUUCUGCAUGUGUCAGAUCCUGCAGCGCCGAUCGUUUGCUCAUGUCUUGCCUUUUGCUCUGACUUGGAGCGAACAGUAUCCAGUUACUGUUUCUGGUCAUCUGUCUUGAGCCCCCCUCCCUCUGAGUCAGCACGCACAGUGCAGAGCCCGGCUGCCCAUUCAUACCACUGCUGCACCACUCAUUUAAAAUCAUGUCACGCUCAAGAACCAAAACAGAAACUUAGAAACUUUCAGAAAACAUAAAUCAACUGGUGUACAAACUGUUGUUUAAUGUUCUUAACUGAAUAAGAGUGAAGACAUGCAUUAUGUGUUUGACCUCAAUGCCCUUUGUGUAACCCUGAGACUGAGUCUAUAAUGGGAAUAUCCAUGUUUAAUAUUUGUUUGACCUUUGAUCUGUGUUAGUUGAAUCCUGGGAUGCUGGCAUGCCGCAUUCACAAAACUACAGCAGCAGUCAAGCUGGCUUACUAUUUUUAUAUUUGUCACGUACGCUUCCUCCCACAAACCAGCUGCACCCCUUUCUUGGCACAGAAAUAUGGAGUAGGUACGACGGCUCUGCACUUACUCCACUGGACAAGUUCAGGCACAUGUUAUUCCACAAUGUCCAGCUCUUUCUGAGAAACAAAAAUGCAGGUUUGUACAAAGGACGCUGGCACUAUUAAUAUGAGCAGCGUCAAACCAUCAGCAGCAGCGUUGAGGGGAAAGGAUGAAGAGGGCAGCUUUGGACAAAGUUGGCCCAGCGACCUUUGAGGAGCCGACGCUUUGCCUUCUUGCUUUGGACUUAGUUUCACCAACAACAUGCAGGAGAAUCGUGUUUCUCGUUGGUAUUUUGGUGGAAUCUCCUCUAGCGUGGCCGCCUGUUUAACACACCCACUGGAUUUAAUCAAGGUGCACUUGCAGACGCAGCAGGAGGUGAGGGUGAGGAUGAUUGGGAUGGCUGUUAACGUGGUGAGGAGAGAAGGUUAUCUGGCUCUCUACAGUGGCCUCAGUGCGUCCCUCUGCCGGCAGAUGACCUAUUCGUUGUCACGGUUUGCCAUCUAUGAAACUGUCAGGGACGAAAUGAACAGGAAGAACAAAGGUCUCAUGCCUUUCUACCAGAAAGUGUUGCUGGGUGCCUUUGGAGGGUUUGUAGGUGGUUUCAUCGGAACCCCGGCUGACCUGGUGAAUGUCCGAAUGCAGAACGAUGUCAAGUUUCCGGUAGAGCUCAGGAGAAAUUAUGGUCAUGCACUGGACGGACUGUUGCGUGUUUGGAAGGAGGAGGGAAUUAGGAAACUGUUCUCUGGUGCUUCAAUGGCUUCAUCUAGAGGUGCACUGGUCUCUGUCGGACAGCUGUCCUGUUACGACCAGUCCAAGCAGUUGGUUCUGGCGUCUGGUUACCUGGCUGACAACAUCCUCACUCACUUCCUGGCCAGCGUGAUUGCAGGGGGCUGUGCCACGAUCCUGUGCCAACCACUUGAUGUUGUUAAAACAAGAUUAAUGAGCUCCAAACUGGAAUAUGGGGGUGUGUUUCACUGUCUAACAGAAACAGCAAGACUGGGCCCGAAGGCGUUUUACAAGGGUCUUGUUCCUGCAGGUAUCCGCCUUAUUCCUCACACAGUCUUCACCUACAUAUUCCUCGAACAACUGAGGCAACAUUUCGGUGCCGUGGUCGUCACUUGAGAGUGUUGAGAGGACGUCUUUGCAAUUUCACUGGUUCUCCGUGUUGGAUAGCUUCAUCAUUGAUGCUAUUCUUACAAAGCCAGCUCAGCAGGAGUCCUCUAGAUAUCACUAAUGACAAAACCAAGAGGAAGUCACAUAAUGCACGUCUAAAAAAAAGCAUUUUCAUGAAACAUUUUUGCAUAAAAAUGAAAGUGACUCAUGCAAUAAGACAUGAGUCUCUGUCUCUAACUUACAAUGUCAAAACAGUUACAUUACCUAUGAUAAAUCUGACACAAGGGUUGUAAAAAGAAUGUAGCCAGAGGUUUAGAGUUAAUAUCAACUGAUAAGUCCUGCUAAGUGCUCCAGGCAAUUACUUUUUAAUACUAGACCUUCUUUGCUCUCUGGGGGACAGUGUUACACUGGAAAAAUAGUGUGUUUAUAUGCAGUGUAUUUGUUUGUAAUGAUGCAGAAUUUUAGUGUAUUUGUACCAGACAGUUUUUGGUGACCAUUGCAAAAAGAAGAUUAUUUAUUUUCAUAUUGUGGAAAGUGUUUUUAAGUUUGUGAUGGAAGGCAAGUUGAGAGUCAAGAUAACCCUUUUUAUCCCUGUGCACUUGGGAAAACAUGCUAGUUUACUACAUUGUAAACAAGAAUGGUUCAAUCAAUAAAACAAUCUCUUGCAAGCUC